Messenger RNA from Paramecium pentaurelia, 216 nucleotides. The record is from the annotation of a GenBank genome assembly. Lineage: Eukaryota; Ciliophora; Oligohymenophorea; Peniculida; Parameciidae.
AUGAGCGAUUAAGAAAGGAAUGCGAGUUUUAUAAAAGAGAAAAUUUUUAAUACCAGUCGUUAACUGAUGAAACAAAAGAGGCUCUAAAAAGUUCUGUUUUUAACUUUGCUUAAGAAAAUGUAGUGCUAGAAAAAAUUAAAGAAAAUGUUACUAAUAUUAAUUCAGAUGUUCUUAAUAUUUCAUACUAUAGACUAAAUCGAUGUCGAAAAUUAUUGA